Messenger RNA from Oppia nitens, 1453 nucleotides. Its product is annotated as retinol dehydrogenase 7-like. Lineage: Eukaryota; Metazoa; Arthropoda; Arachnida; Sarcoptiformes; Oppiidae. The transcript is spliced from 5 exons. The coding region runs from base 184 to 1278 and encodes 364 amino acids. Gene Ontology annotation, molecular function: oxidoreductase activity. The record is from RefSeq and is a predicted model, not a curated record.
ACUUCGUAUCUUAUGUUUACAAUAACAACAGUAGUUUAAAACUAUAGACGAAUUAACUAAUAUUUAGUUUAUAGUAUUGUAGUAAUCAUUAUAAUAAAUAUAAUUAUAAUAUAAUUAGUGAAAAUAUAAUAUUAAGUGAAAAAUUAAGGAAAGAGUGUUGAAUAUAUAGUAGUGUUGAUUAUAAUGUCAACCAAUGUUGAUGUGUUUAAACACUUUGGUGUUAUAUUUUUGGUAAUUUUGGUUAUUUGUUCCAUAAGUUUGGUUCAAUCAUUACUACAAGUAAUUGGAUUUUAUAGUGUCGUUGUAUGGCUUUCCUGGCAAUUGACAAAACUCUAUCAAAACUAUAAUUAUGAACAAAUAGAUUCCGAAAGGAAAGCUGUUUUUAUCACAGGAUGUGACUCAGGCUUUGGUAAUCUGUUGGCCAAAGAGUUAGACUCAAAGGGCUUUACAGUGUUUGCUUCGUGUCUUAAUCCGGAUUCAAAAGCAGUCCAAUCGUUGUCCAACUUGUGCUCCGAUCGGUUAAAAAUAUUGAAAAUGGAUGUCACUAAAGAUGAUGAUAUCAAAGAAGCCGUCAAUUUUGUUAAUAAUAAUCUUCAAAAUAAUGAUCUUUGGGCAAUUGUUAAUAACGCGGGAAUAAUGCAUUUCUUACCCGUCGAGUGGGGUCAGGAAGGAGUCGACAUUUUUGUCAAACAAAUGGACGUCAAUGCCAUGGGUCAGGUCAGAGUCGCAAAGGCUUUCCUACCGAUGUUGCGCAAGACUAGCAAUAGUCGUAUCAUUAAUGUUGAAAGUUUGGCCGGUCGACUGGCAAUGCCGGGCAUCAGUUCCUAUGCGAUGUCAAAGUUUGCGGUCCGGGCUUUCAGUGAUUGCCUAAGAAAUGAAAUCAAACAAUUUGAUAUCAAUGUUGUAGUUAUCGAACCAUCAGUUUAUAGUACAAAUAUGACGGAUUACAACCUAUGGAUCAAUGAUUUCCAGACUAAAUGGAAGGAAUCGCCGGCAGAUGUGCGCAAAGAUUAUGGACCAGAAAAGUGUGAUGUUUUGCAUGAAAGGAUCAAUGCUGUCAUCGCAUCGGCUAAAGACAAUCCCCAACCAGUCAUCGAUGCGCUAAUCAAUUCAAUAACUAAUGUCACACCAAAACCCUAUUACUAUAUCUACGGAUUAAUGGAGAGAAUCAUAGCCACGGGUCUCGAAGCACUUCCCGCAGAGUUUUAUGAUUUAGCUAUCAAUGAAAACAUUUACUUUCCACUAAUCAAACUAAUUACUAAUAAAAAUAGAGUUUAAGUUUUUUUUAAUUCAUUCAAAACAAAUAUUUUGUUAAUUUUUUAAUUUAAUUUAUUUCUUAUCAUUUCUUAUUAUAAAUUAAUUAAUGGUAAAUUACAACAUAUAAAAAUUGCUGCAACUGCUAAAAAAAUUGAAAAUAUAAUUAUAUUUUUAAAACUAAAGUUUCAAUAUUUAA